GGCUUGACUGACAGUGAGAAGAUGGCCGAGAACACGACAAUCAUUUUUAUUCCUGGAGCUUGGCAUCCUGCUUCUUCUUGGGAGAAAGUCGCCAAACUGGUCGAACAAGCUGGAUACAAGACAGAUCUUGUCGACCUCCCAUCUAUAGGGCCAAAAGAACAUUUGAAAAGCUUCUGGCCCGACGUCGAAGUCAUUCGCAAACACAUCAUCACAGCAUCCGAAGCCGGUCAGAAGGUGGUCCUGGUCGUUCAUUCCUACGGCGGCGUACCAACGACCCAAGCCGUCGAAGGCCUCGACAUCAAAACACGCUCAUCGCAAGCUCAACCAGGCGGCGUAUCUCACAUCGUCUACUGUACAUCCUUCAUCAUCCCGGACGGCAAAUCCCAAAUCGGCGCUUUCGGCGGCAACAAUCUUCCCUGGUUCAUCAUCUCUGACGAUCAGAUGGAAUACUUUCCCGACAAUCCUGCACAUGUCUUCUACAACGAUAUGUCACCCGAGGAUCAGAAAUCCGCUGCUGCGUCUCUCAAGCCACAUUCGUAUCAGACUGCUCAUACGGUUGUGACGUAUGCGGGCUGGAAACAUGUGCCGAGUACGUAUAUCUAUUGCACCAAGGACAAUGCGAUUCCGUUGCACAUUCAGCAUAUGAUGGUGGAGGAGUUUGGGAAGGGGUUUGAUAUUCGGACGGAGACUUUGGAGGCUGGUCAUAGUCCGUUUUGGAGUAUGCCGACGGAGACUGCUGAGGCGAUUAUGAGGGCGGCGGAGAGUAGUUGAUGGAUGAGAUGUCUGGUCGUAUUGCUAUUCAAAUCUCCCGCGAUUG
Molecule: messenger RNA, 817 nt
Organism: Pseudocercospora fijiensis CIRAD86
Lineage: Eukaryota; Fungi; Ascomycota; Dothideomycetes; Mycosphaerellales; Mycosphaerellaceae
Exons: 1
Coding region: 22-771 (249 amino acids)
Source: RefSeq, a predicted model, not a curated record